Molecule: messenger RNA, 1924 nt
Organism: Lineus longissimus
Lineage: Eukaryota; Metazoa; Nemertea; Pilidiophora; Heteronemertea; Lineidae
Exons: 10
Coding region: 52-1587 (511 amino acids)
Source: RefSeq, a predicted model, not a curated record
CACUCAUUGCACAGUUGGGAAGGGACCUUAGCACCAGCAACAGGAGAAAAGAUGGUGCCCCUAAUUUGCCUGAUCUUUGUCCUGAUAUCCACUUUGACAACAACUGAAGGUUCUAAAAAGUGUGGCUUUAGUAAAUUGCCAAGGCCUGCAAAUGCAGACUUGAGUGACUUCUCCGUUAAACAUCGUACGAGCGAGUUCGAAUGUCAGCAUGGCUACGUCUUGGCGUCAACCCGUAAGAAGACCCAGACCAUCAGUUGCGGUGCUUCGGGGUGGCAGAAGUCAGAGCCGUGUGUGAAGCAGAAAAGUCGACAAUGCAAAACUCCUCUCCAGUGGCGCAGAAACUUGCCUCAUUUGCAUUUGAAUGGCGAUUAUCAAAUAGGAGAGGCGAUCAAUAUCACGUGCCCUAAACGCUUACGUCUGAAGGGAAGGGUGUCUCGGAAAUGUGGAACGACUGGUUGGAAUGAUGGUGGUGAUGUAAAUUGCGUCAGGAAUACAUGCAAAGUACCAAAGGAGUGGAAGCAAACAGUGGAGGAAAUACUUAACGAUGAAAUCUGGGUUGGCCGGAAAAUGUUGGUCACGUGUCCAAUGACCAAGCAGACGAUCCCAUCCCUGAAGGCUAAAGGCGGAAUAAUCACUUGUCUUGCGAAUGGAAAAUUCGAUAUCGAGGAUGGACCCAUUUGCAAAAGUAAAGGCAGAAAUUGUGCUGUUCCCAGCUCCUGGAUGAAGGCGUUCUAUUCCAUGUCACUAAGGCCAUUGUAUCUUCCUGGGGCAACUAUAAUAUUUAGCAGAUGGCCGAAAGACGUGGUAAGGUCUUCAUCAUUAGAUGCUACCAACGACGUUGUGACAUGCAGAGAAGAAGGAAAAUGGAGUCCUGCAAAGCCAUUUCUCUUGAAAACAGACCAAAGAACCGAACGACAUGAGAAGCCAGUUGAGAAAAUUGCGACGACGCAUACCGACUUGAACAAGCGGAGAAAGCACUGCAGGACCCCCGAAGCUUGGCGAGAGAUGUUUCGAACGUUUCCAAGGAAAAUGAAGGCAAAUAGCAAGGUGGUAUUAAACACCAAGACGUGUCCUGGAGGUAAACGAGAUGCAGAAGUGGAGCGUGUUGGGGGUACCAUCUUUUGCACUCGAGAUGGGCACUGGAGUGUAAAGCCGGAUUACCUCUGUCCAGUGUGUGUAUUUCCGAUGGAAUGGGUCACCUACACCAAGGGUGUGCAAUUGCGACGAAAGUAUAUGUUUCCCGGUCAGCAUAGAAAAAUCAGCGGUUGCAAACGCAAGGAUUUGAAAUUGCACCCGUCCAUUGUCAAGGCAGGAGGAAAGCUGACCUGCACGAAAGAAGGAAGGUUUAAUGUCAAUCCGAGAUAUCUGUGCACAAAUGCACAGAAGGAGGCUUUUACAAAAUUUUGUCCGUUGCCAAAAAAAUGGUCACUAAGGAUGGGAUUCCGACAGAAGGACGUCGCCCCAUAUAUUUCCAUACAGCUCAUGUGCCGUCAGGGUAAGGUGUCCAGGCGGUGUUUGCCUGGCGGCCGAUGGGCGGGAAAUCCUGACAUUACUAAAGAUAUCUGCACAAAACAAGAUGAUAAGUAGAAGUGAUUUACAUCAGAUUCGGCAAGUGAGGGAGCGGAAAUGCCACCAGACAUUCGACUGUACAAUAAAUAAGUGGCUGUCCUAAACAAACCAUCUAUGGAUUCUUCAGGCGAAAUUCUGAAGUACUGACGAUUUCUUAGUCACGAUUUGUGAAAUAAACGUAUCGAUAGGUCUGCCUGUAAACACUUGAAAAACAAACAUCUUUGUCGCCUUGAUAAUAGGGCUGCCGUGCACACUCUGUAGAUAUCAGAGAAAGGGUCUAAAAGCAGUGUGUCCAUAGUAGGUUUACUAGCUUAUGUCAUAUGAAUAAAGAUCACAGUCUUGUGAAAUGAAAUAA